AUGACUGCCGAUAUUAACGACACGGAUUUACAAGAGGUGUAUCGCACCUUCAUCUCAGGAUGCCAUAUUCUGCACCAUCACGGUGUGCUCGACGCCUACGGCCAUUUAUCAGUGCGUCACCCGCACAAGUCCGACAUCUUCAUCAUGAGCCGUUCCAUCGCUCCUGCGACGGUGUCCUCCCCAGAAGAUUUGAUCGAAUAUUACAUCUCCACGGCCGAGCCUGUCGACCCUAGUUCUGCCAAGGGGUACGCCGAACGUUGCAUACACAGCGAAUGCUACAAGCUUUAUCCAAACAUUCGGAGCAUUGUCCAUAGCCACUCUGAGGCUGUGGUGCCGUACACCGUCAGCGGUGUUCCGAUGCGUCCCUGCUACCACAUGGCAGGCUUCCUAGGCGCAGCAGUGCCCGUCUUCGAUGUGAAGAAUGUCUACCAGGAAGACGACAAGCGAGACAUGCUUAUUUCUAACACACGCCUGGGGAAUGCGCUUGCCUUGAGCUUCUCUGGGCGAGGAGAUGGGGAGACACUUGAUCACUCGGUUGUUCUGAUGAGGGGCCAUGGAUUCACGGUCGUGGGCGAGAGUAUUCAAGACGCGGUGCUCCGUGCCAUAUUCACACAAUCCAAUGCGCGGAUCCAGACAACAGCGCUUACCACAGCGGCUGCCACUUACGGGACAGGCAACUUUCACAUCAAGUACUUGGAAGACGAAGAACUCGAGGAUACGGAGGACGUGACCCGCUGGUCGGUGUCUCGGCCCUGGGGUCUCUGGGUGAAGGAGGUCGAGGCAGCUGGGUUUGAUUCGCUUUUGCGGCAUAUCCGCACACAUUCUCUGCCAGAGGGUGCAUCCGUUGCAUCCUAUAUCGAAGUUAGCCAAGUUCCCUCGCCGUCGAUUUCAGAGUCAGCAAUUAUCGUGGGGUCCGAAAAAUCGCCGAGCAGCAACUCUGGUCACCCGGGUGGUCACUCCCCUCCUCGUUCUUGGGGUAUAGACAAUUCACGGGCAUCGCCCUCACAAGUAUUCGAUGGCGAGCCGCUGACUGCAUUGAAUGGUGAGAGGGCGGCGGACACAGCACUCGGCUAUUCCAACACAGGACCAGAGUCCACCUCCUGUAUACCGCAGACCAUCUCGCCGCAGCCCGCCGGAGGGGACCCAUACAUCAGCGGCGAAGUGAACUUCUUUGAUACUCCUGCAGAAGCUGGUCUAUGGGAUAUAAAUCUGAGUUCACACCAGUCAUUUUGGUUGCUCGGUGAUGCCUUUGAUAUCAACGCGCUCAAAGAUUCUAUCUCUGCGAGUAUCCCAGACUGGCAACAGGUUCACCACGCUAUCCAUGAAAGUCAGAGUCCCGACCCUACAUUUCAACUUUCAGAGGAGACUAGACUGCUAUCUCCCAGCGGGUAUCACUCCACAAUUCAAGAGAUCUGGUAUACCAGAAUCAGUCACGAUGUCGCAAGUCAAGACGGUCCUACAAGGUUCGAUCAGGAACAGGUGGACGAAGCUUACAGGGCCAACCUCUCGAGCCGGCUUCGUCCGCAUUUGAGCGAUGAUUUACUCCCAUCUGCGGACUUUCUGAAUCUGUGUAUAAAGCUCUACUUUGCACGAUUUAACCAAUUCUUACCCCUUAUCCAUGCCCCGUCAUUUCGACCAUCAUCUGAAAACGCUCUAUUACUGCUCUCAAUAUGCUCCAUCGGCGCACUAUUCGUCGGUUCGGCGCCUGCUGUCGCACAGGGCAAGAAGAUUUAUAAGAGGCUUAACAAGGCGAUCUUGACAUCGUGGGAGACUUCAAUACGAUGCGGCGGCCAGGAAGCGCUGUCGAUGGUGCAGGCGGCCACCCUGGGACAGACAUUCGGCAUGCUGAGCGGGAACGCCAGCGAUCUUCUUAUGACCGAAUGCUUCCAUGGCACCGUUAUAGCAUGGGCCCGCCGCGAUGGCAUGUUCAACUGCGUCGACCCUCUCCAGCUCCAAGGGCUCAGUAACUCUGCGUGUGCCGAAGAUGCUUGGAAACUCUGGAUCAAAGCCGAGGAAACAGCUCGUAUUGCAAUAGUGUUGCACAUUCAUGACUGCGAGCUGGCUAGCAUCUUCCACCAUGAGCCACUUCUGCGACAUAGUGGCAAUGCUCUUCCACUUUGCUGUUCCGAGGAGGUAUUCACUGCGACGACUGCCUCACAGUGGCAAGAGCUGGUGAAGGAUAGAAUGGAAAGCAGCCACAGAACCAGCAUAGGGGGUGCAAUGCACUCCUCGCAGACAUGCUCACACAUGCAUGCCUACGGGUUGUUAGCCUCCAUUAUUGCCUCCACAUUUGAGGUCAGGAACUCUCCCAUCGACCUAGCGACGGCGCAGAAGACCAGAGCUGCAUUGAUGGAUUGGUUUAAUGCCUACUCUAAAGCUGGGGCAGAGUCGACAGAAGAUCCUCACUGCCUUAUGGCAUUGUGGCACGAGGCAUUCCUGUACCUCUACGCUGACUUUGACCUCCUGGAACGCCUUAUUGGGAGGGACGGCCCUGGCAUUGCAGAGGAUAGCCUCGAAGCCGGCCGGAAAUGGGCUGCAACUUCGGAAGCCCGGCGCUGCGUACUUCACGCCUUGCUGAUCCAACGCCACAUGGAGGUCCCACAGACGAGUAUGCAACCAGCUAUACACGUAGCCAAGGCCUUGUUCUAUUCCGGUAUGGUAAUCUACUGCUAUGUCAAAUACCAGCCGAGACGAGAAGCUACCACGUCACUCCUUGACGAGGGAAGCUGCCAGGAGUUCCAGAUCUCCGAACCCAGAUCUAGCUCUUCCCGUCGGGCUUGGAGGGCCCGCUCAUUGCUGUUCUGUUCAGUUGACGCCAGCGCCCUGUGCAACGCGGUUGAUCUUCUGCGCCGCGUGGGUCCCUGGGAGAUAUCUCGGAAGUUUGCCAGCAUACUAGAGAAUCUUGUGAAUGACCUUGCUAAUCCCUUCUCGAAUGGGGAUUCCUAG
Messenger RNA from Thyridium curvatum, 2946 nucleotides. RefSeq lists its product as uncharacterized. Gene Ontology annotation, biological process: regulation of transcription by RNA polymerase II; DNA-templated transcription. Gene Ontology annotation, cellular component: chromatin. Gene Ontology annotation, molecular function: DNA-binding transcription factor activity, RNA polymerase II-specific; RNA polymerase II cis-regulatory region sequence-specific DNA binding; zinc ion binding. The transcript has 4 exons. Bases 1 to 2946 code for a protein of 981 amino acids. The record is from RefSeq and is a predicted model, not a curated record. Lineage: Eukaryota; Fungi; Ascomycota; Sordariomycetes; Thyridiales; Thyridiaceae.